This is a messenger RNA of Psylliodes chrysocephalus, 1665 nucleotides long. NCBI's taxonomy places the organism in Eukaryota, Metazoa, Arthropoda, Insecta, Coleoptera, Chrysomelidae. The record is from the annotation of a GenBank genome assembly.
GUGCAUUUUUUAGGUAGAAAGCCAUACUGAUGAGCUGUGAGGAUGUUAUGCUUGAAAAGAAAGGGCAAAAGACAGUUUUUCAUUAGCCGUUCUACUAUCUUCGAUAAGGUAGGCAAUAACGCGAUAGGUCUAUAGUUACAGGUUUUGGUUUUGUCGCCACCUUUAUGAAGAGUUUGAUUAGCGUGGAGAUUGACACAGAAAUAGAUCCAACAAUUGUGAAACCUACAGAGUUUACAACAGGACAUGAAAUAGGAGAAACAGCAUUAAAAACGAAGAAACAAAUAACCAGAUCCGAGGCUAAAAUAAUUCUAAUAGAUGGUAAGACCGUUGCCCGUUUUAAAAAAGUGCUCUAAUAUUAAAACAGGAAGGGAUAAGGGAAAAUCUAGAGUUUUUAACGAUUUGCCAGAAAUGCAAAAAAUAGUAGAAAGAGCUAUAAAAAGAAAAGAAAAAGAAUUAAAAAAUGCUAAAAGGGAUAAUGAAAAAAGGGAUGUUUUUCAGAAAGCCUGUGGUAAAAGACAACAAGAUGUAUUAGAAUGUAACAGCCGAACAGAAAAGGAAAAUCAGCAACUGCCACAAAAAAAAAGAGAAGCAUUAAAAAAAUUAAAGAGUCUGAUGAAGAGAGCGAUGUCGACUCUCUUUUGUCAUUUCAUUCUGACAGUAGCAUGGGAUCAAAUUCUCUUGGAGAAUUAACGGACGAUCAACUCGUACCAAAAGAAGAUUUGUACUAGUUCAAUUUCCAACGAAAUCAUCUGUUGUUUAUUAUGUUUUCCAGAAUUCAGAAAGUUGUGGAUACUGACGAAUAACAAAUUAAUUUUUUAAGAAAAAAAAUUCAAUUCAAAUAAAUUCUUGUAUCCUGAAGUGCUCGAUAUCGGCAAUGUCAACUGAAUGGUUUGUAUUGCUGUUUUACCCAAACCAAUCCUUGUAAACAAAUACUACGAGUUUGAUGUCAAUUUGGAUAGUUAUAAUUUAAAAUAAUUGUGUUUAUGUUACCAUCUGAAAUACUUUUUAUUAGAAUACGCAAAUAUUUGUGUUAAACCAAUUUUUUUAAAUAAAAAUAAUUUCUUUCAAAUUGUAUAAUGUGUCAGAGCUGCCCCACUCAAUAUUUUACAAAGUCAAAUCUACCCCACUUGGGGGCACAUUUGUCGAAAUACACCCUAUCGCCUAAUUCAGUAUAAUCUUGUUUAUUAUUCUUAAAUUCUUAAUUCUUUUAACUGUCUAUUCCAAAAUUUUUAAGAAAAAAAAACAAAAAUUGUCAUUUUUGGUGGAUAGAGAAUUUUUCAUGUCAAAUCUGCCCCGUCUUCCCCUACAUGUUUUAAAAUUAAAUAUUUUUUUAGAAUCAGAGGUAGAGUCUGCACUGACAUCUUAAUUUGUAUCCAGCUAUUAGGAUUGGACUUGCCAAAGUGUGGAUAGUGUUAGUAACUAAUCACAAGAAUCCAUUCUAAAAGUUUCCAGUAAAAUUUUUCUCAACGGAACUUUGUUUAUGAUAUAAGUAUGUGAAGUCAAAUUUGCCAUGUUGAUAAUCAAAAUCUCUUGAACGUCGUCUGGCUAGAAAUAGCACUUGAAAUUUCCGUUUAGGAAUCUCGACAGUCAAUGUCGUUGAUAGUAAGGAUACAUGUCCGGUAAAAGUGGAGGAAUGGGUUCGACUCCCGCCGAUGACAAGUUGUG